Solea solea (common sole) is the source of this 1008-nucleotide messenger RNA. RefSeq names its product LSM4 homolog, U6 small nuclear RNA and mRNA degradation associated (gene lsm4). Gene Ontology annotation, molecular function: U6 snRNA binding. The coding region runs from base 117 to 599 and encodes 160 amino acids. The record is from RefSeq and is a predicted model, not a curated record. Lineage: Eukaryota; Metazoa; Chordata; Actinopteri; Pleuronectiformes; Soleidae. Gene Ontology annotation, biological process: nuclear-transcribed mRNA catabolic process; mRNA splicing, via spliceosome; P-body assembly. Gene Ontology annotation, cellular component: spliceosomal tri-snRNP complex; P-body; U6 snRNP. The transcript has 5 exons.
UUAUUUUUACACUGCAGCGCCGGAAGCUCACUGUGAGUCGGAAAACGGUGGUAAAAAAAAAAAAGCGUGUCGGGAAAAAAGGCCAAGACAGAAACACAUUAAUAUACCGUAUCACAAUGCUUCCUCUAUCUCUGCUUAAGACCGCCCAGAACCAUCCUAUGCUGGUGGAGCUGAAGAACGGGGAAACGUAUAACGGUCACCUGGUCAGCUGUGACAACUGGAUGAACAUCAACCUGAGAGAAGUCAUCUGCACCUCCAGGGAUGGAGAUAAAUUCUGGAGGAUGCCUGAGUGCUAUAUCAGAGGAAGCACCAUCAAGUAUCUGCGAAUCCCAGAUGAGAUCAUCGACAUGGUGAAGGAGGAGGUUUUGUCAAAGGGCCGUGGGCGUGGUGGUGCCCAACAAAACAAACAGCAGGGCAAAGGAAGGGGAGGAGGAGGAGGAGGAGGAGGAGGCGGCGGCGGCGGCCGAGGUCUGUUUGGUGGCCGUGGUAGAGGAAUGAGCACCGGCCGCGGUCCACCACAGCAGCAGCAGCAACAGCAGCAGCCGCAGCAGUCUGAUAAGAAACCAGGCAAACCACAGGGGAUGAAGAACCAGCACUGACCGAUGACAUUACACCUUUAACAGCACAUCCUUUUAUUCAGUCCUUUAUUCCUUCAGUACAUGACGUGUUUUCUUCCGCUCAGAUGUUUGUCAGGACUGACGGCUGCAGAAACCACACAGGGAGAACUUAAGAGAAGCUGUGCAUUUGCACUGAAUUUUGUUUUUUAGCAAUUUUAUGUUGGUAUGAACAUUUUUGUGGCCCUAAACCAGGGGAUCAGUAUCAAUCUGUAACAUGUGUCCUUAAAUAUCAUAAACCACAUGCAGUUAUUCAACACAUAGCUUUUGGUCAGUUGGUACACUGGAAUGAGGCUUUUCUUUUUUCUCCUCCAUGUAGUUUAGAUUGGUAAAAGGACUGCACAGCCCCAACUUUUUUUAAUUCCUUAAAUUUGCGCUUUAUUUCUGUUGUUUG